Messenger RNA from Vitis riparia (riverbank grape), 1480 nucleotides. RefSeq names its product mannan endo-1,4-beta-mannosidase 5-like. The transcript is spliced from 5 exons. Lineage: Eukaryota; Viridiplantae; Streptophyta; Magnoliopsida; Vitales; Vitaceae. The record is from RefSeq and is a predicted model, not a curated record. The coding region runs from base 107 to 1318 and encodes 403 amino acids. Gene Ontology annotation, molecular function: hydrolase activity, hydrolyzing O-glycosyl compounds.
UUCCUCUCUCGAUUUUUUUGCUAUAAAUAAGCAGCAAGCACAACACAAGUGCUUCAUAUCCAGACCCACAAGAAUUCCGAUCCUAAAACAAAACCCAGUUACUACAAUGGCCUACUUCGGUAGAAUCAUCUCCUUUUCGGUGCUUUUCCUACUUGUUGCCCUAGCUUGUGAAGCUAGAGUACUUCUUCAAUCUUCAGGAUUUGUUCAAACUCGAAAUACUCAAUUCACCCUCAAUGGUUCCCCUUUCUUCUUCAAUGGGUUUAACUCAUACUGGAUGAUGAACGUGGCUGCAGAUCCAAGCCAAAGGAGUAAAGUGUCGGAUGUUUUUAGCCAGGCUGCAGCUGCAAGGCUGAGUGUCUGUAGGACAUGGGCAUUCAACGAUGGAGGCACCCAAGCUCUUCAAAUAUCUCCUGGAGUUUAUGAUGAGCGUGUCUUUCAGGGCCUUGACUUUGUGAUCUCGGAAGCAAGAAAGAAUGGAGUCCGCUUGGUUUUGAGUUUGAGCAACAACUACAAAGACUUUGGAGGAAGGCCUCAGUACGUGAGUUGGGCUAGGAAUGCUGGUGCUCCAGUAAAUAGUGAUGAUGAUUUUUACACUAAUGAAGUCGUCAAAGUCUACUAUAAGAACCACAUUAAGAGAGUGCUAACAAGGAUCAAUACAAUCACCCGAGUUGCUUACAAAGAUGACCCCACAAUCAUGGCAUGGGAACUGAUAAACGAGCCACGUUGCCAAGUUGAUUACUCUGGAAAAACCCUAAAUGGAUGGAUUCAAGAAAUGGCAAGCUUUGUAAAAUCCAUUGACAGCAAUCACUUGUUGACAGUAGGCAUGGAAGGAUUCUAUGGAGAUUCAAUGCCAGAAAAGAAGACAAUAAACCCUGGUUACCAAGUUGGCACAGAUUUUAUCAGUAAUCAUCUUAUUAAGGAGAUUGAUUUCUCAACCAUACAUGCAUAUCCUGAUAUUUGGCUGUCUGGGAAGGACGAUAGCUCACAGAUGGCUUUCAUGCUAAGAUGGACGACGAGCCAUUUGACGGACUCAGAGACAAUAAUAAAGAAGCCAAUGGUUUUUUCUGAAUUUGGAAAAUCGAGCAAAGACCCGGGAUAUAGUCCAAGUGCAAGGGAUUCAUUCUUGAAUGCUGUUUACACCAACAUCUACAACUUUGCAAGAAGUGGAGGAAUUGGUGGAGGCUUGGUUUGGCAACUCAUGGCUGAGGGGAUGCAGUCGUAUGAUGAUGGAUAUGAGAUUGUUCUGUCUCAAAAUCCUUCGACAAGCGGCAUCAUUACUCAACAAUCCAAUAAAAUGAUAGCCCUUGAUCAUAUUUAAUUUGAGCAGCACAUGACUAGUGAUUAUUGAAGCAAAUGCGGACGACAAUGAAGCAGCUGGUUGAAAGCACUGAGAUUGAUCGAACCUUAGUAUUAGAAUUAGGCUUUAGGAGGUAGUGUUUUCAAUGUUGGUGUACUGAUGAAUUUUUUUCUCAACUCUGAC